Molecule: messenger RNA, 2908 nt
Organism: Hevea brasiliensis (rubber tree)
Lineage: Eukaryota; Viridiplantae; Streptophyta; Magnoliopsida; Malpighiales; Euphorbiaceae
Product: protein EMBRYO SAC DEVELOPMENT ARREST 30
Exons: 11
Coding region: 399-2405 (668 amino acids)
Cellular component (GO): Golgi apparatus; cytoplasm; chloroplast
Source: RefSeq, a predicted model, not a curated record
UGUAUUUUCAGCUUCCUAAACAUGCAUUCUAUAUUCUCUUCACAAAUCUACAUUUUCAUUUUCUUUCCCCUUCAAGCACACACAGUCUCACUGUAACCCUCUCUCUCUCUCUCUCUCUCAAGAAACCAAUUCCUUCUCCUCGAGAUUUCCAAUCCCCGGAAUCUCCUCUCCGAGAAGACCAAAGAAAUUAAAAAAGGAAUUUCAAAUCUCAGUCUGCCAAAUCUCUUACGCUUCUGUAACUGUAACAAGAAAAGAUAAUAAUAAUAAAUAAUAAUCCUAUGUUUUGAGCUAAAGCUUGCGUUGAGAUCCGUUGACUGUAAAGCUUACAGUCUUAGCUUUUACAGAUAUUAUUAUUGGGAUUUCAAGCGUUUUCAAAAUACAAAAUUAGGUUGGUAUGAAUGAAGAUGGUAUUCAAAUCGAAGAUAAAAUGGAUAGCUUUGUUAGUGCUGAUACUAUCGACGGGAUCUCUUGUCAUUCACCUCUCUAUAACCAAGUUCUCGAGCUCCAGUUUGGUAUCUUAUGCUCCAAAGAAGGAGUCCGGUCUCGAUUUCCCUCCUUUAUCAGAGACGCAGAGUGUUGGAUAUAUUAGAAAUAAGAAGUUAUGGGGGGUUGUGAAGUCCUUAGAGUCAUUGCAGCCUUAUGCCAACCCAAGAAGCAGCUACCCAGUUCCAAAUGAAAAGAACAAUGGUUAUAUUUAUGCAAAAAUUUUUGGUGGAUUUGAGAAGAUAAGAUCUUCGAUCUGUGAUCUUGUCACCAUAUCCAGGCUUCUAAAUGCUACUCUUGUCAUUCCAGAGUUUCAAGAAAGUCUUCGUUCAAAAGGCAUUAGUAACAAAUUCAAGAGUUUUUCCUAUCUCUAUGAUGAGGAGCAGUUCAUUGCAUCGCUCAAAAAGGAUGUAAUCGUUGUGAAGAGCCUGCCUGACAAUUUGAAGGCAGCUAGGAAAAGGAAUGAGUUCCCAACAUUUAAGCCCAAAAGUACUGCUUCUCCAAAUUUUUAUAUCAAAGAAAUUCUGCCUAAGUUGAAGAAAGCCAAGGUUAUUGGAUUGGUGCUUGCUGAUGGAGGAUGCCUACAGUCAAUUCUUCCACCUAGCAUGUAUGAGUUUCAGAGGCUUCGAUGCAGAGUUGCGUUUCAUGCUCUCCAAUUUAGGCAGGAAAUUCAGUUGCUUGGUCACCAGAUGGUUGAUAGGUUAAGAGCAUGGGGUCAACCUUUCCUUGCAUUUCACCCUGGUUUGUUGAGGGACACAUUGGCAUAUCAUGGUUGUGCAGAACUUUUUCAGGACGUUCACACUGAACUCAUACAAUAUCGAAGGGCACAGUUGAUCAACCGAGGAAUCCUUAAUGAAGAACUUAGUGUAGAUUCACACUUGCAUAGAGAAAAUGGGUCAUGCCCUCUCAUGCCGGAAGAGGUUGGACUUCUCCUCCGAGCAAUUGGCUAUCCACCCAAAACUACAAUAUACAUGGCAGGUUCUGAAGCCUUUGGUGGUCAACGUGUUCUGAUCCCUCUUCGAGCCAUGUUUGCUAAUGUGGUAGAUCGCACUUCAGUGUGCAGCAAGCAAGAGUUGUUCAACUUGGUUGGUCCUGAGAGACCUCUUUCUGAAGAUUCCUUUCAAGUACCUCCUCCCAAAAGUGAGAAACAACUUAAGGAAGAAUGGAAGAGGGCAGGUCCUCGGCCUCGGCCUCUUCCUCCACCUCCAGACCGGCCCAUCUAUCAACAUGAGAAAGAAGGCUGGUAUGGUUGGAUCACUGAGACUGAAUCUGAACCAGACCCUUCACCAAUGGAUUUAAGAAGGCAGGCACACAGGUUACUCUGGGAUGCUCUUGAUUACAUCGUCUCUGUGGAAGCAGAUGUAUUUUUUCCUGGUUUUAAUAAUGAUGGAAGUGGGUGGCCAGAUUUCUCAAGCUUGGUCAUGGGACAGCGGCUAUAUGAAAGUGCUGCCUCUAGAACAUAUCGACCAGACUGGAAAGUCCUUGCAAAGUUUUUCAACAUUACCCGCAACGAUAUGUAUCAUCCCAAGCAUAAUUGGACACUCUCAGUGAGGGAACUUCUCAACAAAAGCUUGGGUGAAGAUGGCCUAAUCAGGCAAUCCCUUUUGUCGAAACCCUUGUCAUUUCUUUCGCAUCCCCUCCCUGAAUGCUCUUGUAGAAUUUCAUCUGCCGAGUUUCAAACUCCGCUAGAAGGUGUUGAUGGCCGAUACCUAUAUGGAGGUGAGGAUGAAUGCCCAGAAUGGAUGCAGCAUGGACAGGAAGCUGUUCCCUCAGAGUCAGUGGGGACAGAAGGUGCUAAAAAUGAUGAUAAUGAAUCUGAAUAUGAGAAUGAGGUGGUUCAAAAAGAACCUGAUGACACUGGUGGUCGGAGUAGUCUGACUCUGCCUAUGGAUCAGGAUGAUGAAUGGGACCCUAACGACUAGAAGUAGAUUUGGAAAUGAUAUUGACUUCUAUUGUGAAGUUGGUACUUGCUUUUUGGCCGUAUCUUCUGGAAUCAGAAAUUUUGGGGAAGAGAUGACAUUCGAAGAUCAUUUUCAUGUCACAGCUCCAACUUUGGGCACUUUGAGGGAAAUAAAUUCAGAUUUAUUCUUUCUUAGUAGAUUUUGAGGACUCAUUCAGUCACAGAAUCACGCAGCAUACUUUUUGAACACCACAGCAGCGAGAAUGAUCGAUGUGGUCCAGACUAGUUGAUUGCAGCCAGUAUUCAAAAUGAUCUUGCAUCAUUGAAGAUGUUUAAUCGUGGGGAGGCUGGAGUGGAUGUUGUAAUAUGGCAGCUUGAAGUCAGUUCCACUUGAUCUUUUGAGUAGUGAUUUGUUCUGUUUCUUGUAAACCCCCAUUUCUUGCCAUGAGUGUAAAGUUGUCUCGAAAGGAAGUCAAUUAAGAUAAUUUUUUCAUUAUUAUAAUUAUAAUGCUGCUUCAUUGUUGA